Messenger RNA from Symbiodinium necroappetens, 879 nucleotides. NCBI's taxonomy places the organism in Eukaryota, Dinophyceae, Suessiales, Symbiodiniaceae. The record is from the annotation of a GenBank genome assembly.
AUGUGGCCACGCCAUGUGGAUGACUGGCGCUGGAGCAAGGGAUACGAGGCCACCUACUGCUUUGAGGAGGUAGGCCUUCCGCCUCAGAUUCGCUUUGUCCAGAUGGCAGCCUCGAGCCCGCUGAGACGUCGUGCACGGCGAGGGUUGCAUGGCCUCGCCACCUUGGCCGUAGUCGCAGUUGUCCUGGGGCUCACGCAAGCACAGAGCUUCGUGCCAGCUCCAGGGACCUCCCGCGGAUCUUCGCAGACCACUGCCGGCAUCGCAGCCGCCUCUCUUGUGAUGCCAAGCGAAGCAUGGGCCAAAGGCGGCCAGUGGGGCCCUUUGGAAGGAAAAGCUUCAAGCCUCGUUCACCCGAUUAUCAUGGCCUCGUUGUUCUUUGUGACACUGUAUGCUGGCUUCCUCGGUUGGCAGUGGCGGCAAACUCGUGAGAUGGGUGUCGAGUUGAGUGGCUUGCGCAAGAAGCUCCCCAAGGAGGCACCGGAAGAAGACUCUCCAGCUGUCGCAGCCUUGAAGGAGCAGAUCAGCAAGUUGGACGCAGAGCGCAAGGAGAUGGUCCAGGCAGGCUACAAGGACAAGCACUACACCGUAAGCUCCAUUCUUCUUGGUGGCGGUGUCUUCUUCACGACCUACGGGGUCUUCAACACGUGGUUCCGUGCAGAGAAACUCUUCCCAGGACCCCACUUGUUCGCAGGUGCCGCAAUCGUUGUUCUCUGGGCGCUGGCGGCAGCUCUGGUGCCUUACAUGGAAAAAGGCAACGACGGUGCUCGCAAUGCCCACAUCGCACUCAAUGGCAUCAAUGUGCUGCUGUUUGCAUGGCAGCUGCCAACUGGCUUUGAAAUUGCACAGAAGGUGUGGGGACUUGCCAUCCCCUGGGUUUGA